GGUAGUAUAGGUAAAGCUUCUCAGCAGUGUGUUGACACCACCUGGUGCAAGGUGAAGCUCUAUACUGCGCUCCUCUCCUUGUGUAGUGAUAUGUGUUUGUGUACAGUGGUGUGUAGGUGUUUCAUGAGUGUGGAGGAGUGUGUACCUUGAUUCAGUGUCCGCACAUUGUAAACAGUGAAGGAAAGUACGUCAUUUUUUUGAGAGGAAGUGAGGGUCCCGCCAGCCAUUGUUGAAGCUGUGAUAGUAUUACUGUUGUUGUUCCUGGGGAUCACGGAGGCGACGCAGCAGCAGUAGCAGUAGCAGUGUUGGAACGAGUGAGGGAGAGUGUAGCAGGUGUGUGAGGGAGUGACCUUGAACGAGGAGCUAGUAACGUACCCUGUGAGCUGUGAGGCUGGUGCCCACACUAACACUACCUACCUGGCCCAAGAUUGACGCACUAACCAUCCAGAAGAAACCACAAUACGUCACUUCUAGUGACUGCUAUCAUAUACACCAUUUCACGAGCAGCGGAACACCAGUAUAACCUCCAGUGCUACAGUGAAACAAUGAACAUCACGAUAAUUAGCGACUGAGUUUAUGUAAUGAAUCAGCUCAAAGACGAUGUUAAUGUCGCGAUGAAAUAAGUGUUGCGUGGUGUGUAAAUAUAUGCUUGACAGUCUUAUGAUGUGCGAGGGUGUCCAAGUGCUGCUCCUGUACGUGCAGCUGCUGCAGUGCCUACAUUCCCGCCUGUCUGCACCUGGUGCCAACACUGUGAGGUUCCAACCUGUGCCUGUCUCCCGCUAGGAUGUCAGCAUGGAACGCGACAGACGAGGGUUCCGUUUGUCGGCUGGAGGUGCGUUGCUCACACUGCUGGCCUUCGUGGCAGCCAUUGCAGCCGCCACCUCCUCCAACUGGGCCUCCUUCACUGUGUACCUUCUCGGAACAGGAGCCAUGACGGGGAACUUCGGUCCGUGGAGAGUAUGCUACAUGGGACCUCAUGGCUUCGACCAGUGUACCAGCCACACCUCCCUACUACAGACCACAUGGUCAUCAUCAGUGGCUGGUGCUGGGUCAGGAGCAUGUGCUAUACUGCUGGGAGUGUCCACUGUCCUGGGUCCCCUGCUGCUUAUUAUGCACACCACCUCUAAGAAGGUCCUCAUUAAGUUCCGUCAUGCCACACUUACAAAGAUGGUCUGCACUGCUACAUCAGUGUUGUGUGGAGUUAUCAGCGUGCUGUUCUUCAUUCUGGAGGUGUUAAUCUUUCGCGUGGGCCAAGAGUCCGGUCUCUAUGUCACGCUCAGUUGGGCCUUUGCUCUGCAGGCAGUAGCAGUGAUAAUGGGCGUGUUGGCUGGAGUGACUGCAGGAAUCGAGUUUGGGUGGUCUCGCAAACUUGGUGGUGAUCCUACAGUAUAUGGUAGAGAUCCAGAGGGCACAGCUGCCACAACUAUAUCUAACCCAAACUUCAAGGACACCAGCAAUGGGCAUACACAGCACAGUAGAUCAGGUAGCACCAGAGGCAGGGGUAGUCAGAGAGGACCUCGAGUGCAUAGAAACUCCAAUGGUGUGGCAAUGACUCGCCUGAGUGGUCAGCCCUACAUGAUCACAGCUAAUGGCAGCAAUGGGCAUCUGAGGGCCAAUGGUGUAGUGGCCUUUGAUCCAAACAGGACUCCUUUAAGAUCUUCUCUUAGAAAGCCCAAACACCCUCCCCCAGAAGAUGCCCCAGACUCUUCGUUGGGGAUCCAGAAUCUGGCCUUUACCCAGUCCAGUCCUGUGCUUAAGAAAAAAGUAAGAAUCCACACACAAUCAACAUCAGUGUAAAAAUGCUAAAUUUGUAAUGUUGCUAUUUUAUUUUUGGGUGCCACCUGGCUAUACUAGCCCAGUGCCACUCAUUCCAUACCAGAUUUGUGCCUCUCGCCAUCUUGGUACGGGUUUUAAGUGCCUAGUGUAAAUAAAAGUGUAACAGGUUUGGGCCCAAAAACCCCCGGUGUAGUGAUUGACGUAUGUCCCAGGAAGAAUGUUAUGAAUGCGAACGUUUACUAUUUUAUAAACUAAUAAACUAUUGUUAUAUAUUUUAAAUGUUUAAAGUUUUGUUAGCUAAGAUGGACUAUUGUGCGGGAUGAUGCAAUUUUCCCCAGAGUCUGGAAGCAUUUACAGUACAGUACUACAAAUAUGAGAAAAAAGCGAACUUUUUAGGACUGUCUUGAAAAAGUGUCCUUACAAAUACAGAUUAAUAUUUGCUUUUUAUAAGGGAGAAAAUUAAAAAUGUUAAAAGCAAGAAUUGCUUAAAAUAUCAGUAGUAGUAUUAAACCAUUUAUAGAUAACUUAUACCAAAUGAGGAAAUAGAGCUUUGACAGGGAACCAAUAUGUGGCUCUUGUGGUUAUACGACAAAUGUCUUGCAAUGCUUAAGUUGGAAACCUGCCUACACCAUUUUUUGCAUAACCAAAUUUGAAAGGCUCUGUGUUACAGAACCCUAUCUUCAGACUGUACUUCAGUUGCAGGUGCCCUCCUUCAGCCUCCCUCUAGUCUUGUCCUUUCUUUCUUUGUUCAUGCAGCCUGAUCCUCAGAAGGUAGUAGUGUUCAUUUUAAGCUGCUGCCAUCUGUUGCACCUUCUCCAUCGCCUCGCUGCUUUCCUUAUAGCGCCUCUACUUACCUACGCCCUCAUGAAUCCUAACGUUCUCCUGCAAUGCUACCAUCCUUCCCCAGGAGUAUCAUAGGCUCUCUAUGGUCACCUGUGAUGAUGAAAAAAAUGAUCCUUUCAGCUCUGUCUGUUUUAUGUCCCCACAGUUACCAGGAGCCCGACUUUUUCAGACCUUGUUUCACUCCCGUUUCCCUUUCCCUUAUGAAGGUUGAAACAAUCACGCUUUUCAUAUAAUUUAUCUUAAAAUGAGAUUUCUCCAUUUGUAUAUACAAGACCCUGAGUUUCAGGCACUUAAAAAUGCCUUAUGACCUAGGUGUUGAACAUUUCUUUGUGAUUAUUGGAAACUACUCAUUUUCCUUUGAUCUGCACCCCCCCUCAGCUCAUUGAUACUUGUAGGUUUUUUUCCUGUGAAUAUUUCUUUUGACUAAGAUACCUCUUUGCAGUCCAUCUACCACAAGUCCUUAAUGAUAGCUGCUGCUACCAGAUCAUGACUGAUUUAAUAUCUACAUACCUUUUACUUGACCUUUUUGUUUUAUACUUGCAUCAUUUAUGUCUACUUUUAUAAUGGAUUAGAGGAUAUAGGAAAUUGGGCAGAAAAUAGGUGCUGGCCUGACUUCUUCUGUAUCUCUUGGAUUUCAGUUAUACUCUUACACCAACCCUGUACACCCUUACCCUUUGCAAAUUCCUACUUUUGCAUAUCCCUCCCCACAGCACUAUGACCCUUACUGGGUGUGCUUAAAUUGAUUAUAAUAUAAUAAUUGUCCUUUAUGCUAUUUGUCUACAAGAAACUAAAUGCCCAGAUACUGGUCUGUCACUGUCUACAUUUUUCUACAAUAUGUUCACCCUUUAAUGUGUAACAAUGAUUAGAAUUUUUGUACACACUGGUGUUCCAUAUACCUGAUAUUUCAAACUCUGCUCCAUUAUGCAACAGCCAGGAGUUAAAAGAUACACUAUUUGCAAAAUCCUAGCACCUACUAUAUUUUUUUCUUUUUUUACUCAGUGGAUGUCUGUCAGUGCAGGGUGACCCAAAGAAGAAAAACAAAAUUCACCAACAUUCACUCACUUGCUGUCUGUCUUUACAGACGUGUGUCGACACGAGUCUUAUUACCUUCUGACAGCAACAUCCCCACCCCAUUCGGAGUGCCCUUCCCAUCUCAGGGGCUCAGGUCCAACUAACUGGCUUCCCUAAAUACCUUCAUAAAACUUAUCCUGUUCCCACUCCAAUAGUAUGUCCAUUAAAAACCACCAGUCUCCAUUCACUGAAGUUUUCUGGAUAAUGAAGUCCCUAAAACUCAAAGCCUUAUGUACCCACCCCUUACAACCAUUCCUGGGACAAUAUACAGUACAUAUACUAUGAAAAAAUAUAUUAAUACCCAAGCACUUUCAUGUGCUUAUGCGCACAUCAGAGGGAAUAGAAAGAAUCAAGUCGGCUUUUAGCAUGGGACCAUGGGCUGCCUGCAGUGUCCAUUUUAUUACAUGACAGUAAGCCUACUACAGCCUCUUUAUUUUAACUUUAGCAUGAUUCACCUCACCAAUAAUAUUAGGACAGAGCUAAACCUGAAAGGAUCAUACAGCACCAUGUCACUUUAAAAAAUGCUUCCCUUGUUUUUAUUUUAUACUCCCUUUGCAAUGACCUGCGUGAGCUUGUGUUGGAGUGCAGAGAUGUUGAAUCUUCCGAGUUAUGAGAAUAUCAGCAUAACGGAACCAGGUGAUCGAGGAGGGUACGACAGAGAAAAACCUCUCAUCUUAAAGAUGUUCCAUGUGUAAUCUCUCAAGAACAGCACUUAAUGGUGAACCCCUUGGUACACUGAAGAUCUGUUGAAAGAAAGAAUUUUCAGAAGAGAAACAGAGCCAAUACACAGUUCAUUAUUAUUAUAAGCUGUAUAGUCCUUGUGGCUUAGUGCUUCUUUUUGAUUAUAAUAAUAAUAAUAAUAAUAAUAAUUAUUAUUAUUAUAAAAAAUAGGCACUAGACCCACCAGGGUCAUACAGCACUGAACACUUGGUUCAGUGAGAUCAGAAUCACUAGGUGGAAUGGGAAGGUUGAGGUUUAGUUUUUGUUGCAGAUCAAUGGCUUAUGCUAUGGGUACUUAGUGAAUAGGAAUGUAAAGUCUGACCUGGAGAUUUCUUGUUUCUGAUGAAGUUGUAAAGAUUACUAGAAUGUUUUUGAAUGUGUGCCAAUGGUGCUUAAGUUCUUUUAGGUGUUUGACUAGAAUCCCAAAUAGUUUGUGGGGACGCUGCUUAUUCCAGAUGAGAUAGGUCUCAAUGGAAUGUCUAGUUUCUGCAUCUUCUACACACUAUUCCAAUCAACCCAAAAUUUGCCAGAACAUAUGGCCUGAAGACAAACCAGAAUUAGUGAGACCCAUCUCAUCUGGAAUAGGCAGUCACUGCUGUAUGAUCCUUGUGGGUUUAGCGCUUAGUUUUGAUUAUAAUAAUGGAAUAGGCAGUAAUCCCCCACAAUCAGGGAUUCUAGGACAUCAGUAAGACACCAAGUUAAAACCACAGCAGGGGGUAUACACAAUCCCUCACAAUCACUGUGACCAAGUGUACAAAGGAGAAACAUCAAAAGACCUCCAUACAAGACUCAUUGUCAAAGAUAGGGUUCAAAAUGCAGGAUUCUGGAAUAGUUGCUAAUCAGCAUAUGAAACAACUUCACCCAGAACAGCAGCUGUUACAGCAUAGCUGAGCCUCUUGCCAGGAAACCUCUUCAUUAUUAUCCCACAGCAACAGGUUAUAGUAUGAAGGAACACUCCAACAGGCCUACUGAUCAAAGAUAGGCCAAUCCUCCUUAAGUGCAACUUUCCCAGCCAUAUAUUUCUCCAGCCUGUCAUUAGUUUUCCAAAGAAGCUUUAAAAUACCUCACCUGACUCUUCACAUCAGUAUGCCCAUUAUAUACACAUGCACAUCCUCUCCCUCCCCAGGUAGAUCUGUUUGUGACCUGAUAUAGCUCACUGUAUGAGCAAUAUGCCAUUGAUAAAGCAUCACAUUAAACUUCACUUGUGUCCAUCUCCACUUCUAGCAAGACUGCAUUAAAGGGAUGAUUGGGAAUAUGUUUUCUUUGUUGGAAUCAUCCUACCUUACCAGCAGACUGCUGAGGAACCCACCCGCCCCCACACUUUCUCACGUGCACACACAUUCUCGAAUGCACACACACUUUCUCACAUGUGCACACGCUUUCUCACAUGCACUCUCGCAUACAUACAGGCACUUUCUCACAUGCACACACACUUGCAUACACACUUUCUCACACGUACACACUUGUAAAAAUUUAUGUCUGUAUAACAGCCUAUCUUUAUGCACUGAUUUAAAGUUCAUAACCUGAUAAAUCUGUUACUAUACUCAACUUGUCACUAAAAACUAGCAUUCUACAUUGUGAAAGCCACAGUACUAAAUGCUAUGUUAUGACAACUAAAAUUUUAAUAGCUGAGGAAUAACUGACAUACAUUUACACACUACGUACGAACACACACACGGCCAGUUUUUAGAAAUCAUAAUAAAUAUUAAUGGUGUUACAUACAGCAUAUCAUAUAUGAAUCCCAUCUUUGAGUAUGGAGCACCAGCAUGGAAGCCACACCUGAUAAGCAUUCUAAGAAACUAAGAGGAUGUAUAGAGCCUUGUUGAGGGAAAUAAGCUAUAAUUAGUUAAAUCUAACACAAAAUAGAAGGACCAAGAAUGACAGCAUUCAAUUAUCAGAGGCCCUGAUACGGUGGACAGAGACUGUUCAAGAGGUGAAAAGUAGGUACAGUCGAAACUUAAAGACAUGGAUGAUCCAUAGGGAUGUCAGGAAAUAUUUAUUCAGGCUUGGAGUGCUAAUGAAGUGGAAGGACUUUCAUGAAGAAGUGAUAGAGCCAGACUACAUAGCUUUAUAAAUAGGUAUUGCAGCGCUAUAUAGCCCUUGUGGCUUAGCGCUUCUUUUUGAUUAUUAUAAUAAUAAUAAUAUAAAUAGGUAUGAUAUGCUCUAUGAAGCCAGGUAGCAGUGAGCCUAGUCAUGGAAAACAAAAAGGGCAGGGCUGAGGUAUGACCCUUGCAUCCACAAACAGGUAUUGUAGGUGUACCCAUAUCUUAAACCAAAUUUGGACUAUGCAGCAGUGGUAAAGGUGUUGACAUCUAGUAUGUAGAUAACUAGAAAAGUCCAAAGACAAGCUAUUAAAUGGCUUUAUGAGCUAAAAUAUAAGUUAAGAAGAAAGGCUGAAAGCAAUAGAUGUAAUAAUCACAUACUGAAUAUUGUAUAAUAUUAAAAGAGGCAAAAGAUUUCCAGAAUAGACAUACUGUAGAUAUAACUCAAGGAAGAAGUUGCCAAAAAGAUACUAGAAGGCUCUUUUCAGUGUUAGAUUACUAUGUAUCAACAGAAAUGCUCUUGAUCCAAGGAACUGGAGCUUCCUUUCACUGGAUCAAACCUGAUUACCUCCUAUUUCCCAGGUUUAGUUCUUUCUCAUGAAAAUAAUUAUAAAGAAAUCAUAAGAGUGCUUGAGAAAUAAGUAAACAGGGUCAGUGCAAGGAGGGAUACUUACAGUUCCUUGGAUCAAGAGCCCUUCACUGACAUCAAAACACACUCCCUCUUAAGAAAAGUGGUAGAACAAUGGAAUGUGUUACAGGAGGUAGUAAAUGCAACCACUGGAUUUUUUUUUUUAUUAAGAUUAAAUACAGUACUGAGGAUGCAUGGACUUACCUCUGCUCCUGUAGCCAUAGAUAGUUACUGGUAAUUACUUACAUAUGCUGUUUACAUUUUACCAACUUCGAGCACUUUCCAUCAGUCUUCCUUCACCUCCCUAGUCUCACACCAUACCUGCAAUUUACCGAAGUAGUAGUAGUUAAAUUAGCCUGCAAGAGCAAUUUUGCUUUUGCUGCAGUCAUCAAGUCCUACAGGACCAGGUAAUCAGAUCAAUCAUAUUAAAGCCAUUUAAGUUUGCUAGAUUUAAGACGAAAAGUUUGAAGUUAUCUAGCACAGUGUUCUAUAUGGGUGGUAUAAGCUGUAUUCUUGCUGAAUCUAAUGUAAUGACAUUGCAAAAAUAUAUGAAUACACUCUUGUAAAAAUAACUGGAAUGAUAUUGGAAUAAAUUUUUUUUUAUAAAACAUUGCAGUUUUUCAAAUCAGUACCUGGUUUAUAUGAAAUAUAUAUUCAUGUUAAGAUUUUCAAGAUUAUUAUAAUCAAAAAGAAGCACUAAACCACAAGGGCCAAGCUUUUUCAAGAAAAUUGGUUUUUAUGAGUUCCUAUUUAAUAGAUUUUUAAUUUUCAUUUAAUUUGUUACUUACCAUUUUAAAACAGAAGACUGCUUCAUGCUUUACUUGUGAGGAAUCUGCCCUAAAUUAAUAUUUCAAUGUAACACAGUAUCAUGUGUUGUCCUCUCACUGUCCACUCGUUAAGUUCUUGAAGGGGUGUAAAUGUCUGUACAAUGGCCUAUUAAGUUUUUGUAUACUGAAAUAUGUACGAGAUCCUUUCAAAUUUAACAUAUCUGAAGAUGUGUGUGUAAACACAUGAAAAUACUUUUUUUUUUUUCCUAUUUUCACUGGUGUAUGUAUGUGUGUGUAUACUGUAUGUAUAUAUGCAUGUAUGUAUAUGUGUACACACACACACAUAUAAGUUAUUAAAGUACACUGAUUUUUAUUUUCAACUUUGGGGUAGAAAAGGCAAUAUUUUUUUUUUUU
Molecule: messenger RNA, 8261 nt
Organism: Cherax quadricarinatus
Lineage: Eukaryota; Metazoa; Arthropoda; Malacostraca; Decapoda; Parastacidae
Source: RefSeq, a predicted model, not a curated record